UGCUCAGCCGAGGCACUGAGUGAGUGAGGCACACAGAGAUUAAGAAAAACAGAAAGUAGAAAGAAGGACAUGUGACACUGAAUAUGUUAUAGGAACUACCUGAGCAGUCACAUUUCUACUUUAUAUGGGAGGCAGGAAACAAGCAGCUACCUGUGGAGAUGGGGAGCACAACCCCCCCAGUGUACGUCAAUGUGAGUGCCAAGAUGGUCAACUCAUCAUCAGACCCAGCUAAGCAUGAGGAGGGUUACAGUGAGGCAACAAUGAUCCUGCUGGGCAUGAUAAUGUCCUUACUUGUCCUGUGUAUUGUCUUUGGCAACAUCUUGGUCAUUACAGCAAUCGCUCGCUUCCAGCGUCUCCAAAAUGUCACCAACUGUUUCAUCACAUCCUUGGCCUGUGCUGACCUGGUCAUGGGUCUCAUUGUGGUUCCUUUCGGUGCCUGUUACAUCAUUUUUAAGACAUGGCAUUUUGGUAGUUUCUGGUGUGAGUUCUGGACUGCGACUGAUGUGCUCUGCGUGACUGCAAGCAUCGAGACCCUGUGUGUUAUAGCUAUAGAUCGUUAUUUAGCCAUCACUUCUCCCUUCCGCUACCAGUCAAUGCUAACCAAGUGCAAGGCUCGCAUUGUGGUUGUGCUGGUGUGGGUGAUUGCCGCUUUGAUAUCUUUCCUGCCCAUCCACAUGAAGUGGUGGAUAUCAGAUGGUAAGGAAGCUAAGGAUUGCAUUGAGGACAGUAACUGCUGCGAGUUCUACACCAACAUGGCUUAUGCCAUCACCUCCUCUAUCAUCUCCUUCUACAUCCCUUUGGUCAUCAUGGUUUUUGUCUACAGCCGUGUUUUCCAGGAGGCCAAGCGCCAGCUGAAGAAGAUUGACCAAAGUGUUGGACGUUUUCAUAGCAGUGACAACAGCACCCUCAAAUCUCUGGAGGCAAAUAAUGGGCGUGCCCACAAGAGGGCUAAGUUUUGCCUGCGGGAACACAAGGCCCUAAAGACACUGGGCAUCAUCAUGGGAAUCUUCACUCUGUGCUGGUUGCCCUUCUUUCUGCUCAAUGUGGUGGUGGCCAUAUGGAAGGUGGAGGACAUUGACCUCACCUUCAGGAUACUCAACUGGAUAGGUUACGCAAACUCUGCCUUCAACCCACUCAUUUACUGCCGGAGUCCUGAGUUCAGGUAUGCAUUCAAGGAAAUCCUCUGCAUGAAGAGGAACCGCCUGAGCAACCCAGGGCCUGUGAAUGGAUACAUCUACAGCAGGCACAGCUGGCAGAGCGAGCAACAAGGGAGGAGUAAGGGCAGCUCAGAAGACAGUGACGCCACUGAAGGGUGCCUGGGGAAACGAGCGGCGGGGGUCUGCAGUCUUGUGGACAGAGCGGCGGACCCUAACGGCAACUGCAGCAAAGGCCAAACAAAUGUUACGACUGUCCUUUAAACUUGGAGCUCUGAGACUUCUGUCAACAGGGCGAACCAGACAUGUCUACACUGCUUUCAUAAGCUUUUUUCCAAUUGACUAAUGAAGGUAAGGCCAGUCGAACUGACUGGCAGAGUAUCCGGAGACUGCUUUAAAGAAACAGUUGCAAUCAUGUUCAGCUGCGGAAAGUAUUUUUUUCCUCUUCAAACACAGUUAAAACAUAGUGCAGGUAGAUCACUUUUCCUUUUGUUACAUUUAUUGUAUUGAUUUUACAUCUACCUCAUCACAUCUUUUAAAAUAUUUCUCUCUUAACUGACGAUCUAAACUAUUUAAAACAACUCACUGUCCACAGGGUUUACACCCAGCUGUACUCAACCAAAUGGUCUGUGGAUUAAAUAAUUGUUAAUUAUCUGGCUCUGGAUGAGACCACAUUUCCAUCAGAAAAUGGACAUUAAGGAUCAAAUGUAAUGCUUCUUUGGUGCUUUAUUUUGAAGAAAUACAUUCCAGUUCAACCAAAAUAAUAAUUUGGUUUCAUUUUUGGUUUCAAUUUGUUUUUUUUGUUUUUUUUAAUGGAAUGUCUGAGUCUGAAAGAUGAUCAACAACAGGUGUGGCAGAACCUGUCUCUCUCUCUCCUCACUGCUCAGCAAUGUUGUGAGGCCCUGCUCCCGGCUCUAGUGUUUUACAGCCUGUUGCAUGGGAGUUUCCUUUGCCAGCAGGCAGCACCAGAGAUAUCAAUGUUCACAGUUAUCUACAUUUCACUGGUGCAAGCUGAGAAACUUCUGGGGCCAUUCUGUGUGCGUCAGAUGAUAAAACUUGCAAGUUUGUAUAAGUUGUAUUGGCCAGAUUUCAUUAUCAUAGGCCUAAAGAUAUCUAAUAUUUUUUAGUGUGAAGCAAAUAACAUGAUGUUAAAUGAGGUUAAUCCUGGAUAUUGAACUUUUUCAGCUAUUAUAUUUAUAAAUUCCGAUGCAAUUUUCUUUUGAACAUUUGCUACUGCGUGUCUUGUAAACCACUGUUUGGUACAUUAUAUAGUAUAUACGUGUAAGGCAAACUAUUAGUCUUUCCUGUCCCCUCUAUGUGCCAGUAGCAGUAACAGUUGUUCCUUUUGUUGCACAAACCCUGUUUGUUUUUAUAAUUUUGUGGUUGCUGUGUUUCAGCAUGUACAAGGUUUACUGAAACCAGAGAAGUUUCCUUAGCCAUGGCACAAGGGUUCAAACCAAACACAAUAAUAAACAGUGCGUUGAAACAGCCAAGUGAUAACAAAGUUCCAGGCCCGAGAUGCGGUGGUGGUGACUAGUCAGGCCAUUAAACAGAGAUGAGAAAAACAGAAAAACAGUGCACCUUUGUCAGUGCUCCCUGACAUUUCCCAGAGUCUCCUCACUGUAAACGGAUGUCUGGAUCUUUACGAAAUCAGUUUAAUAUUUGAAUAAGACACUGGGCAGUGUCUCAGCUGUUCCAGUUGUUUCAGUCAGUUUUAGUCAGUCUCCUGUAGACGCGUCUUGCUGUACAGUCUUCAGGAAAUGCCCCAAUCCAGCUGAGCCCAGCCCAAUAAACACGAAUAAAUCCAUUAACCCAGCUGUUUAGCUGGAGAAUCAGAUAGGGCCUGACUAAAAACAACACAGACAUAGAUUACGAAGUAUACAUUUCCCAAUUUACAGAUCGUGAUAAGACUUUCUAUCUUAUCGCUGUCUUAAAAUCACAGGCUCCUGGGAAUAUCCCUUUUUGACUUAUGCAAGCAUCAAUGGAGAAUGAGCAUGUAGCAAUUAGGGCUUUCAUUGGACAUUUCAUCCCACUUUUCCCACACUGAAUACCUUGCAACAUCAUUACUCUCAAGAGGAGUAAUGGAGGUGUUGCACAGAUGUAAUCCCUUUUUCCCAGUCAUUUUGCCGAUCUCUGGUAUGUUCUGAUCAAAGUGACAGCAUGCUAAAUGUGGCCAAUGAAGGCAGCAGGGGGAGCAGGUGUUCUCUGCCGGUCUAAAUCGGUGUUAGUGACCUGUGUUUUAGUGCAUGUGGCGUUGCCUCUGGAAUAAGGUCAGCUGACGCCGUCAAAACUGUGAACUUUGUUCCCUCAGAGAAAUCUCUAUGUACUGUAUCACUAGGUUUAGUCAGCGCUGUUGUCACAGACCUUAGGAACGGACGUAAAUACAGUGUCAUCAUACGUCAGUGUUUGCCAUGUGAAAAACAGGCCUUCCAGUAUGUUGAUCUUUUUUCUGUUUUUCUUUUUCAUGGAUUUACAGCAAAGUAAAUGCAGGGGUUGAAUGUCAUUACAAAUGUUCUCCAGGGUUUUUCCCCCCAGCAUUUUCACUGCAGAGCAUGCACAAAGCACAAAACAGAUCAGGAUAAUCAAGAUAUUUAUUCACUCAGAAUUAACGGAGGCAUUGACAAUAUAUAAAUGAGUCACUGCUGGAUUUAAAAAGGUCUUUAUUUAAACCAUCUGUUAUUUUUAGACAAAAUGAUGGUUUGCAUGUCUGCUAUAUAUUUAUGGUGAUGUGUUUGUGGAUUUUGGUGACAUUUCUUUUCAAAGUGAUCUGUUUUAGUCUGAGUGGAAUAGGUUGUGAACUAUAUAUCCACACUGCUCCCUCCUGGCAGUGGCCUUUCCUUGCACCUCAGCUGUUUCCGACGUAUUAAUGGUUAGUCUUUCAUCAAUACGCUUGUAUAAUAAGGAAUGCAAAUUCAUGUCUUCGCUUCCUCUUGCUGGGGGACACCACACAGUUAUGCCCAUUGUGUCUUGAAUGAUUAGCUGACACUACAACAUUCCAAGUACAGCUGAUGGUUGGGAACCAUAUUCAAUUGCCUACCGAUGCAGACAAUGUCAGUCAGUUCUCCCAACAAAGUCUAGCCCCAGAUUACCACUGGUCUGCUAAAAUAAAAAGUUUUUUUAAAAAGUGGAUUCUGGGUUACCAACAAGUCUUAGAGGGUAUAUUAAAAUGGGGCACAUAUAUUUUAAGUGUAAAGGAAUAUAUUCCAUGUCAUGGAUUGAAACAUUUUGAUAUGAUCAAGGCUCAGGUGGGCUAAUGUUAACGCCGUCCUCACUGAUCCACUACUCUUCCUAUUGAACAAGAACAGUUCGCUCGUGAUUUAGAUUAGGUCAUUCACCUACCUACAGCAGCACUGUAUAGCACUUUCAUGAAACAUUUGUAGAAUUUUGAACAGUUGAAUCCACGUUUGAGUUUAUGAACUAUAAAUAAAUAAUGGCUGAAGAGUAUGCCUUUGAACUUGUACCAUAAUAUUUUUGUGGAAGUUCCUUUUCCUGUUUGUGAGCAGAAAUGAAGAGUCAUGAGAAAUGGUCACUGCAGAUAUUCUGGUAAUUGAUGUAUGUAAAUGUGAAUUUUCUACAAAAGCUAAAUACUGCUUCACCUGUCAUAUGACAAGUAAACCUACCAUAUGUGAACUUCUUUUCAUGGCCAGAGUGAAAAAGUCAUCACUCAGCUGUAUGUUUACUAAAUGUUUGCAAGCUGUUUUCGCACAAGUUUUUUUCACUGUUUGUUAAGGUAACGGAGCCUGUUACAACAUGUGGUAUCCUGUGGUAUUUAUGAAAAAGCAAAAGUGUGUAUAAUGUAAUAUUUAUAUUGAAAUAAAUUAUGUAUAUGUUGCAUGUAAUGUCCACACUGAUGUGUCCUUUAUGUUUAUUAGUGAGUGGAAUAUAAAAAAAACCUAUAAGCUAUCUGAAUGC
Molecule: messenger RNA, 5066 nt
Organism: Xiphias gladius (swordfish)
Lineage: Eukaryota; Metazoa; Chordata; Actinopteri; Istiophoriformes; Xiphiidae
Gene: adrb2a
Product: adrenoceptor beta 2, surface a
Exons: 2
Coding region: 159-1418 (419 amino acids)
Biological process (GO): norepinephrine-epinephrine-mediated vasodilation involved in regulation of systemic arterial blood pressure; negative regulation of smooth muscle contraction; adenylate cyclase-activating adrenergic receptor signaling pathway
Cellular component (GO): membrane
Molecular function (GO): beta2-adrenergic receptor activity; norepinephrine binding
Source: RefSeq, a predicted model, not a curated record